AUGACUGACGUUCCUCUUCCUGAAUGCCUUCCAAAGCCAGAAGAACCGAAAGCUGCAGAACCACAACAGUCUCCUCAGCAACCUCAGUUCCAGCAAGUACCUCCGAAUUACUACCAAUUUCCACCUCAAGGUUACUACCCACCACAAGGCUUCCCGAACUACCCUCCUCAGCCUAUGUCUUACUUCUCCAACCCUUGGUUGUUCCAGCAAGCUCCACCCCAGCAAUUCCAAUUCCAAUCUCAAUCGAAGAGAGACCAAGACUUCGAGGAAGGUCUGAACCGCUUACGCAAAGAGUAUGCUACAGCUCCAAUUGAGAGAAAGUUGUUCCCGGACCAAAAAAUAAUGUUUAGGGUAGAUGGUUAG
This is a messenger RNA of Trichomonas vaginalis G3, 363 nucleotides long. RefSeq lists its product as uncharacterized. The transcript has a single exon. The coding region runs from base 1 to 363 and encodes 120 amino acids. The record is from RefSeq and is a predicted model, not a curated record. Lineage: Eukaryota; Parabasalia; Trichomonadida; Trichomonadidae.